Messenger RNA from Planococcus citri (citrus mealybug), 4009 nucleotides. RefSeq lists its product as uncharacterized. Gene Ontology annotation, molecular function: single-stranded RNA binding. Gene Ontology annotation, biological process: retrotransposition. Bases 206 to 928 code for a protein of 240 amino acids. The transcript has a single exon. Gene Ontology annotation, cellular component: ribonucleoprotein complex. The record is from RefSeq and is a predicted model, not a curated record. NCBI's taxonomy places the organism in Eukaryota, Metazoa, Arthropoda, Insecta, Hemiptera, Pseudococcidae.
UUAGCUAGUGUAACCAGUCGUGCAUUGCCGCGUUCAGAUAUCGAAUCGUGUUGAUAUCAGAUAAAAGUGUAGUGUAACGAGUGUAACAAGUUAUCAUUGUGUACAUGGUCUGUGCUGUACAGUAUACAACUCGUUUUUUCUAGUACUAUUUAUCAAAAGCAGUAACCAGCGUAGAUUUGUUCAAUUUUACGCAUCUUUUAAUAUAAUGGGCCUGCCUCCGAAUUUUGCUGACGAUUUCGCGAAAUUGAUGGGAGAUGUAUCAGGUAUUAAAUCAUCUGUUGAGAAGAUUCAGACUGACGUUGAUAAAAUAAUAAGUGACAUUCAAAACCUCCAGUCAACAACUAAUGAUCAUAAAAACAGAUUACAAGAUUUGGAAGAAGAAAACAGUGAGUUAUGGAAUAAAAUUGAAGAAAUGGAGCAGUAUAGCCGUAAAAAUAACAUUAUAAUUAAUGGUAUUCCAUACCAGGAGGACGAAAAUCUCCACACCAUAAUAAAAAACUUGGGCGAUAAACUCGAAACUAAUGUAUCUGAAGGUGAUAUAAAUGCCACUCACCGUCUUCCUACCAAAAAAAGAGGACAGAUCCCGCCAAUUAUCGUAAGACUGAAUAAAAGAUCAGUGAAAGAUCAAAUGAUCAGAAAAUCCAGAGAGAAAAGGAUCAAUUCAUCGGACUUGGAUUUCAGCCAGCAACCUCCGAGACCAAUUUACGUUUCCGAGCAUUUGACUAGUUUUUCGAUGUCACUGCUCUCAAAGGGAGUAGAGUUGAAGAAGAAGAAGCUUAUCGCUGGAGCUUGGAGUAAUGAUGGAAAAAUAUUCAUUCGUCCGAAAGAAAAUGACAAGCCGAUACGAAUUACCCAGGAGGACCAACUAGCAAAAUACGAACAUAAGAAAGGACAGGCGAAGCAGACUGCCAAAUCCAAACAUAAGUGAAAGUAUAAUGCCGAACUCAACCGUAUUGGGCCCAUUAAAGCUUGGUCGGCGAGGGCUUUAAUGACCAAACCCCCCACCCAAAUAAGCUUUGAUUGUACUUCUCAUACCUCAAAAAUUCAUCACGAUACAGAAAUUCUUCUCAAAACAAAACGUACCAAAAAUAGUCUCAAAUCUACUCAAGUAGCUUGCAUUGCCACUCUGAACGUAAGAACCCUAAAAAGUCAGGAAACUCUGGUAGAACUAGAAAGAGCUUUUGAAAAAUCUGAGAUUGACAUCUUGGGGUUAAGUGAAAUAAGGAGAGAGGGGGAAAGAAUAAUAGAAACAAACUCACAAAACCUAUUCUGUUACAUUGGAUAUGACAAAGGUCAAAGAGGCGUAGGUUUCUUGAUAAAAAAUAAUUGGAAAGGAAAGCUGGUGGAAUUUAGGGGUAUAUCUGAUAGAAUCGCGAUUGCUAAAUUCAAAACUAGUCCUCACUCAGCUCUCAGCAUCAUACAGGUAUAUACCCCCACUUCAACCUCAAGUGAAGAAGAUAUAAACCUAUUUUACUGCCAGCUUUCAGAUGUGAUAAGUGACCAAACUCAGAUUAAAAACCAAAGGAUAGUUGUUAUAGGAGAUUUCAAUAGUCAGGUUGGACAGAGAUGCUUAGAAGAAAAAAAUAUAGUAGGACCCUAUAAUUAUGGAAAAAGAAAUCAAAGAGGGCAAAAAUUUGUAAAUUUUUGCGAAGAGAAUAGAUUGAAAAUUCAGAACACUUUCUUUAAAAAACCUAUGAGCAAAAGAUGGACUUGGUUAUCUCCAAACAAUGAAUACAAAACUCAGAUAGACUUUAUCUUAACUCAAAAUAAUGUAAAAGCCCUAAAUUGUGAAGUUGAUUUCAAAUUUCAGUUUCAUUCCGACCACAGAGUGGUUAAAUGCAAGGUACUUCUGUCAUCCUCUAGAACAAACUUUGUCAAAAAAUCAGCCAAUAAAGAAAAAUCUAGGAUAGAACUAAGAAACAGAGAGCUCUAUGGAAGUGAGCUGAAUAACUUAUUGACAGGAACGAAUAUAACCAGUAAUAAUGAUGUAGAUGCUGAUUUCAAUUUUAUUACAAACCAAAUUCUUCAAGCAACAGAUAAUCUUCCCAAAAUCAAAAGAAGUAACAAAAAAUACAAUAGUCUCCCUGAACACAUAAUUAAUUUAAUUGAAAAUAGAGAAUUAUUGAAGAAAAGAAGAAAUAAAAAUUCAAAGAACAAUAUAGAAUUUAAUCUGAUGUGUAAAUUGGUGAGAGCCCAGCUUCGUAAAUUCAAUUCGGAAAAAAAUAACAAGAUGAUAGGUGAAAUAUUGGAAACAACAAAAAGUACAAAAACUAUACGUAAAAGUCUAACUAUGGGUAAGAAUUGGACUCCAUGUCUACUUAACGAAACAGGAACUAAAACAUAUGAUCGUCUCAAAAUCAAUGAGGUUGCCACAAAAUUCUAUUCUGGCUUAUAUAAUGGGAAUCCAAGCUAUGCUCAAUCUCUAAAGACUCUGGAGAAUCAAAGACUGGAAGAAAAGGUGCCUCCAUUUAUUCGGGAAGAAAUAGAUUUAGUGAUUAAAAAAUUGAAAUAUGGAAAAGCAGCAGAUCCUAAUGGAAUCACAAACGAACAAAUUAAGUAUGGGGGUGAAAAAUUGAGGGAAAACUUGUUAAUAUUGUUCAAUAAAAUUCUGGAAAAGCAACAAACCCCAAGUCCUUGGAAAAACUCCAAUAUCAUCCUGAUUUUCAAAAAAGGAGACAGAAAGAAAAUUGAAAACUACAGACCAAUAAGCAUUAGCAAUACCAUAGGAAAAAUAUUCUCAUCAGUUUUAAAUAAUAGGCUCAAAAAUAUCCUAGAAAGUCAACAACCUAUGGAACAGGCAGGUUUUAGAAAGGGUUUUUCAACCACUGACCAUUUACAUGUUUUAAACCAUAUCAUUGAAAAGAGUAAUGAGUACCAACUAGAAAUUUACCUACUAUUUAUAGACUAUAUAAAAGCCUUUGAUUCUCUAGAACACGAGUUCAUGAUUGAUGCACUAAUUAAUCAAGGUGUGCCUAUCAUGUAUGUGAAAAUGAUUAUAGAACUUUACUCAGAACUGAAGGCAAGAAUAAUUACAGAAAUGGAAGGGGAAUAUUUUGAUGUGGGAAAAGGAGUAAAACAAGGGGAUCCUCUCUCGUCACUGUUAUUUAUCUCCUCUUUGGAAGAAAUUUUUCGCAAAUUAAACUGGGAGAAAAAAGGAAUUGUUAUAGAUGGGUCCUACCUGAGUGAGUUGAGAUUUGCAGAUGAUGUUGUUCUUUUUGCAAGUAGCAUAUCCCAACUACAAUGUAUGGUUGAAGAACUCAAUAAUGAGGGGAAAAAAGCUGGUCUACAUAUAAAUUUUGGCAAAACAAAACUAUUAACCAAUUCAAAAAAUAACACUACCUUACAGAUUGAUGGUCAAAAAAUAGAAGGUGAAAAAGAAAUUAUUUAUCUAGGACAACAGAUAAACAUAGGAGGUUUUAGUGAAGGGAGGGAGAUCCAAAGAAGAAUAACACUAUCAUGGAAUAAAUUUUGGUCAUUAAAACACAUCUUCAAGGGGCCCUUUACAGAAAACCAAAAAAGUAUAAUCUUUAACUCAUGUAUUGAACCAGUUAUGACUUAUGGAGCACAAACGUGGGCAGCUGAUAAAAAAUCUCUAAACAGAAUUCGGACCACACAAAAUCGAAUGGAACGAUCUAUUUUGAACUUAAAAUUGAGGGAUAGGGUAAAGUUGAAAUUUAUUAAAUCCAGACUAAAAUACAAUAAAGAUUUGGCCAAAGAGGUCAGAAAGAAAAAAUGGAAAUGGGCUGGCCAUGUUGCAAGGAGCAGCUCACUGAGAUGGACUCAUCGGGUGACCUUUUGGCAGAUGUAUGGGAAAAGAAAUCAGGGCAGACAGAAAAUGAGAUGGAGAGACGACAUAUGCAAACUUCUUCAACACAGCCACUUCCACAGAAUAGCUGAGAACAGAAGAGAAUGGAUACGGUUGGGGGAGGCCUAUGCUCUUACUUAGGGCCAUGGCAGUGUUAUAAUUUAAGAUUGUUAAUACUGCUGUAAAAUAAAGGCUAUUAUUAUU